CCAUGCCCAACGCGUGCACCCUCUCCUGCCGCACGAGGGCGCCCCGGGCCUGCGCCCUCAGUGACCCCAGCCUGGGCGCGCCUGGGAGGCCCGGGUGGGAGGGACCGACUGAAUUCCCAGUCCCGCACCUCGGGGCCCCGCCGCUUCCGCCAGUCCCUGGGGCGUCCCAGGGAAGCCUGGACGCCUUGCCUUGGGCUCUGAACAGCCGACCCGCUGGGCACAGCAGCCCACACCCCUGGCAGAUGAAAUCAUGACGCACAUGUUGGAAAGAGGCCAGGGUCUCGGAGAUGCAUGGACACUGGGCAAACUAGGAAAAUAGAGGCCUGAGGAAACGGAAUGGUUGGCUCCUGGCCAUCCAGGAAGGUAGAUGGAAGAGACAAGAAGGCACAGAGAGGUUUAGUCGCCAUCGGAGAUCACACAGCCAGCCAGGGAUGAGAUGGCAAUCCACCCUGAUCCUGCUGGUCACUGCCUCUUGGGAAUCCUGUGCUCCCUCAGACACUGCCUCUUCCGAAAUCUUCUGCUCUUGUUGUGGACCCUCCUGAGUUGUCAUUUGGGGGGUACUGCUCAGGGUCUGGGGGAAUGGACGCCCUGGGGGUCUUGGAGCAGGUGUUCCAGCUCAUGCGGCCAGGGCGUCUCGGUGCGCAGCCGCCGUUGUGUCCAACUUCCUGGGGAGAAACCUUGCUGGGGGGACAGCCAUGAAUAUCGGGUGUGCCAGCAGCCGAACUGCCCCCCAGGGGCAAUACCCUUCCGAGACCUGCAGUGUGCUCUCUAUAAUGGCCAUCCUGUCCUGGGCAUCCAGAAGACCUAUCAAUGGGUGCCCUUCCAUGGGGCACCUAACCUGUGUGACCUCAAUUGCUUGGCUGAGGGCCACGCCUUCUACCAUAGCUUCGGCCGUGUGCUGGAUGGCACCCCCUGCACCCCGGGGUCUCAGGGCCUCUGCAUAGCAGGCCGCUGUCUGAGCACCGGCUGUGACGGGCUGCUGGGCUCCGGCGCUCUCGAGGACCGCUGCGGCCUCUGCGGUGGCGCCAACGACUCGUGCUUGUUCGUCCAGCGCGUGUUCCACGACGCCGGUGCCUUCGCCGGCUACUGGAACGUGACUCUGAUCCCCGAGGGCGCCAGACACAUUCGCGUGGCACAGCGCAGCCAUAAUCACCUGGCUCUGGUGGCCCGCGACGGGCACUACGUGAUCAAUGGCGACGGGGUGCUCAGCCCGCCUGGCACCUACGAGGUCGCGGAUACCCGCGUGGUCUACACCCGGGACGCGAGCCCGGAAGAGACCCUGCAGGCGAUCGGGCCCACCUCCCAGGAGUUGUUGUUGCAGGUGCUGCUGCGGGAGCCCAACCCAGGCGUGCACUUCGAGUUCUGGCUGCCCCGGGAGCGCUAUGGUCUCUUCCAGGCUCAGGCACAGGCCCUGAGCUGGCCCCUGCGACAGCCUCAGCCUCGGGAGGUGGAGCCUCAGCUUGCAGAGACCCCUGUGGUCCGGGAGGCCAUCCCUGCCCAGGUUGCAUCCCUGGCACCAGACUCCUGCGGGCCAUGCCCUGACAGCCGGGGUCGUGCACACCGGCUUCUGCACUACUGCGGCAGCGAUUUUGUGUUCCAGGCCCGCGUGCUGGGCCGGCACCGCCAGGCCCAGGAGACGCGCUAUGAGGUGCGUAUCCUGCUCAUCUAUAAAAGCCGCUCACCGCUGCGCACUCGAGAGUAUGUGUGGGCGCCAGGCCACUGUCCCUGCCCACCACUGGCUCCCCAUCGAGAGUACCUGUUGGCUGCCAGGCGACUGGUCAGCCAUGAUGGCACACAGGACCGGCUACUGCUGCCCCACGCUGGUUAUGCUCGGCUCUGGAGUCCUGCAGAGGACAGCAGACUUCGCCUGGCUGCCCGGCGCUGUCCAGUCUAAACCCCCAGAGGUUGGAGCCUCACCAGGCUCUUGUUCUGGUGUCGCAACUAAUUCGGGAAAAUCUCCUGCCAGUAUAUUUUGAAACAAGGUCUCUCACUGUGUAUGUUAACCUUGCCCAGCUGGCCUAGAGUUUGCUGAAUAGACCAGGCUGGCCUCGAAGUCACAGAGAUCCCCCUGCCUCUCCUCCCGAGUGUUGGGACUAAAGACAUACCUGUGCUGUAUCCAAGAACUUUAAGGACCUUCAAGAUCCUGGUUUCCUUUCCACCAAAAGACUUUGGUCCAUCCGUUUUUAAACUACUAUUUAAUUUUCACAAGAACUUGGAAAAAGAGCAAAGCCCUUCCCAUUACUUAGCUGUUCAGGUGUGAGGACACCCCCAAUUGAGUGGCAGCCACUGUGCUCAGACACCCCAUUACCAUCCUUUCCUGACCCUGCCUCCCAGUGCACUGAACCCAUUACCAGACCAGCACAGGAAGCAUGAGAAUUUAUGUGUCUCCUGUCCUGUUCUCUAUUCAGGCUGAGUUCACUGUAGCUUCUGAACAUCAUGGCCACUCAGCAAACCAUUCCCAGUGAGGCAUUCCUUAAAGCUGUCCUGUCUGGGUCCUGUCUCUGUCAUGUGGUCUAACUUGUCCACAGUGACCAUCCAGCUCUGGGACCCAGAGGCCAUUGGACUAUCAACCUUGUCCUUGCUUCUUCCCAAGAGCCCCUCUGGCCUCUGACUGCAACUGCACUCUUGAGGGCAGAGCAGUCAGUCACCUCAGACUUCCAAAGGCCUCUGUUUUCCCAUCUCUUAGCUCUGUCUGUGAACUCUUAUUCCCAUGAAUACUUACUGAGCACUGACUGUAUGUGGAGACCCAGGCGGAAGUGCAGUACUGUUAUGGGGUAAGAAGAGGGUCACUUUUUUUAAAAUAGGGCUUUAUGUAGUAGUCUUUUAUGGCACAGGGUGGGGUGCAGAGAGCACCAAGAAUCUCUCCAAAAUUCCACAAAACUUGUAGUUGGGGGUCUGCAGGGAUUUGUGGGGUCCCAGCGCCCCCUGGUGGCUGAAUCCCCCAGGCUGGGAGAUGGUUGGCAGGGGCCCGCUUCAGCAGGUCUUGGAGACCUCACACCCACCCAUAAUGGCUGUCUAAGGUGACACUAGAGACCAGGACAGGUCAUCUCUGGCCAGGUCCUGGUGCUGAGGCCAGUGCACAUGACAGAGGCCAGAUGUUCCCCUGGACUGCAGCAUUGCUCAGCCUGCUGGUUCCAAUGACAGGUAGCCAUCCCCACAAAUGCUGUUCAUCUCAAAUUUGGAUCUUUGUGGUAACCAAUAAAGAGGGGGGAUGUUUUAAUUUGAAAA
Phodopus roborovskii (desert hamster) is the source of this 3228-nucleotide messenger RNA. It is a transcript of the gene Adamtsl5, whose product is annotated as ADAMTS like 5. The coding region runs from base 437 to 1894 and encodes 485 amino acids. The transcript is spliced from 14 exons. Gene Ontology annotation, molecular function: protein binding; metalloendopeptidase activity. Gene Ontology annotation, biological process: extracellular matrix organization. Gene Ontology annotation, cellular component: extracellular matrix. The record is from RefSeq and is a predicted model, not a curated record. Lineage: Eukaryota; Metazoa; Chordata; Mammalia; Rodentia; Cricetidae.